AUGUUGAUCGACUUUGACUGUUCGGUGAGGUUGAGAGAAAAUGUCGUUGAGGUCGAUGAACGGUACUUCAUAGGCACCCUGAAGUUCAUGGCAAUUGAGAGAUUAUAUUUGCAUGGAGAAACAAAGUCUUUUAUCCGACGAACUUAUUGCCAUGAUCUAGAAUCCUUUUUCUAUUUGUUCACUGUAGGAUCCAUAGAAUAUGAACUCGUCACAGACGGGAAGCCUCAUAAUCUGGAUGAUUGGUGUGUGAAUAUAUUUAAGAGCUGCUACUCAAAUAAACGUAUUCAUAUGUAUGAAUUCACUAAGAUCCUCAAAAAGUUCACGCCCAGUUUCAAAGAACUUAAGAAGUUAGCUAAGAAUUUACGAAUGAUUCUAUUUGAAGCGGAUGGAGGCUAUAAAACAGCCCCUAAAGAUCGUAGAUCACUGUACAGGAGAAUGAUUGAAGCAUUUGAUGACACAAUUGAGGACCUAAGAGGUAAGACAUAUUUAUCAACGCAUGAUAGCAUUCUUCUUUUUAGCUCGAGCUUUGCUGACAAACUAUUUACUUUAAGCUGGAAGGAUCAAGAAUCCAACUUUUAUUGCACGUUGAUAAUAGAUUACUGUGUAGGCCAUUGCCGUUAUGGCUUUGUAUAUCUGACCCUCGGGGCCUCUAAUACUAUUGUUCCUUUCAGGUAUUGUGUUGUGAUCCUACAUACGCACGGACCAAAUUUAAAUUAUAUAAAUUAUGUAUAUAUGUUGAAAUUAUGGAGUACAGUGAUAAGUCAGGUGAUGGUUAAUGGAAGUAAUUGA
This is a messenger RNA of Blumeria graminis f. sp. triticale, 789 nucleotides long. The record is from the annotation of a GenBank genome assembly. NCBI's taxonomy places the organism in Eukaryota, Fungi, Ascomycota, Leotiomycetes, Helotiales, Erysiphaceae.